UGCACUCAUCUUUUUUGUGAAAACGAUAUCGUUUGGAUCCGAAAUCCUUUUCUCUCCUUUAAAGUUACGCCGAGGACUGAGGAGGGAAGGACGAGCCUGAAAUUUACAGAAGUAGAGAAGAAGAAAUUUAUGGAAUUUUGUGCUGAAACUUUCAAAUCACUCAGCUUUGUUCAGAUUUCAAGAAGAAAACUCAAAGAGAGAAAGAGAGUUUUACUUAUUUUAGUAUUAUCAUUAUUUUUGUGUUAAGAGAUGCAAACGGAAGCGAGAAUGGGGGUGGUGGUAGAGGGAGGGCAGAGAGGUUUGAGUUCAGGCCAUGGAAGCGUGAGUGUUGAUAAGUUGUCAAAACAGAAGCAACAAAUGUUGCAGAAUCAUUCUCAGAUCGGUACUAUGUCACAUCUUCUUGCAGGAGGUGUAGCCGGUGCUCUUAGUAAGACCUGUACAGCUCCCCUUGCUAGGCUCACCAUUCUCUUCCAGGUGCAAGGUAUGCAUUCUGAUGGUGCAGCAUUGAGGAAGGCUAGUAUAUGGCAUGAGGCUUCACGAAUAGUUAAUGAAGAAGGAUUCAGGGCUUUCUGGAAAGGGAAUCUGGUUACUAUUGCUCAUCGUCUACCAUAUUCUUCUGUCAACUUUUAUGCUUAUGAACAGUACAAAAAGCAGUUACUACAAGUAAUUCCAGGAUUGCAAAGUCGUGGGGAAAACAUGGGUGCUGAUGCCUGUUUGCAUUUUUUAGGCGGUGGUUUAGCAGGAAUAACAGCAGCAUCUGCUACAUAUCCGUUGGAUCUUGUAAGGACACGCCUUGCAGCUCAGACUAAUGUAAUCUACUACAGAGGUAUUUGGCAUGCUUUACAAACUAUUUGCAGAGAGGAAGGAGUUUUGGGCCUCUAUAAGGGACUUGGUGCAACACUUCUUGGUGUUGGGCCCAGCAUAGCAAUUAGCUUUUCAGUAUACGAAACAUUGAGAUCUUUUUGGCAGUCACAGAGACCGCGUGAUUCUACUGUGCUUGUUAGUCUAGCAUGUGGCAGUCUUUCAGGCAUUGCAUCAUCAACAGCAACGUUUCCUCUGGAUUUGGUGAGGCGUAGGAAACAAUUGGAAGGGGUAGGUGGUCGAGCCAGGGUGUACACAACAGGCCUUUUUGGUAUUUUUAGGCACAUAAUCCAGACUGAAGGGUUUCGUGGGAUGUAUCGAGGGAUUUUACCAGAGUAUUACAAAGUGGUUCCUGGUGUUGGUAUAUGUUUCAUGACCUACGAGACACUAAAGAUGCUUUUAGCAGAUGUUAGUACCAGCUUAUAGUUCUGCGACUAAAAGAAUGAGGUGCUUGAGCUGGUAUGUAAUAGGGUAGCCCCUUAAGUUUCAUGUGCUUUCUCAUUGCGGUUAAUUACAUGAGACUGCAGUGGGAAUUAAAUUUUUCCGUGUAUAGAUAGUGAGGAGUAAACUAUGAUGUCAAAUGUAUCUGGCAUUGUUGUCCUCCCAAUUCUCAAAUACAUCAAUUUGAUAGGA
This is a messenger RNA of Pistacia vera, 1494 nucleotides long. Its product is annotated as mitochondrial substrate carrier family protein B-like. Lineage: Eukaryota; Viridiplantae; Streptophyta; Magnoliopsida; Sapindales; Anacardiaceae. The record is from RefSeq and is a predicted model, not a curated record. The transcript has 8 exons. Gene Ontology annotation, biological process: transmembrane transport. Bases 250 to 1287 code for a protein of 345 amino acids.